UGUUCUUUUGUCGCCCAGCACGUACAUCCAAAACUCUAGAGGGCGCCAACAGUGGCUCGACCCAACAACACGGAAGUUAUUAUGUUGUGUAAAAACACAUGUGGACACAAGUUAAUUUAUUUUGUACAUGUGAGGAACUAAACAUGGCUCAAACACAAAACAAUAUCAAGAAAGCCUCUUCUAGAGACUUGCUGACCUGUGGCAACGGAAAAGGAAUCCAUGAGAAACUUCUAUUGAACUCUAAAAGUGCUUCACUGCAGACAGCAAGGGUCCCCAGAAGUAGUGUCUUGGACAGGCUGCAAAGUUUCCUUCCUCAAAUCGCCCAUGCCAAUGAGUCACUAAGACAACAGAUGGACGAGGCUCCUGCUGGUUUCUUUGACAUUGAGAGUGUGGAGGAUGCAGAGAAAGUCAUUGAGAUGGCCGUGGCUCUGGUUGAACUGGAGGAUUCAGACAGCAGCGAAGAAGAUGAGUUGUUGUCGUCGUCGUCAUCAUCAUCAUUAUCAUCAUGUUCAGAGGAAGAGGUGCAAACUGUCACUCCAAAGACACUCAAACUUCCAGGUGACAGAAAGAGAAAGGCCAACAUCCAGGUGUUGGGGAAAGAGGGCGAGUGAGAGAACACAUACUGCCAACUGGAACUCUGGGAGAGCAUUGGACUCACGCCAGGCCAUUUCUGUGCCUAUUAAAGAAAUAUAUAACCCUUUCAAGUCUGUUGCUAUUUGGAAUGAGCACAGACCAGUGAUUUUAUGUCCUGGUGAGCUGGCAGACUGGCAUUUCAUGUUCUUUGAAGAUGUUUUAAUCCAGAGGGUGAACGAUUAAAGGAAGAGUUCACCAAAAAAUUAAAAAAAGU
Molecule: messenger RNA, 847 nt
Organism: Sinocyclocheilus anshuiensis
Lineage: Eukaryota; Metazoa; Chordata; Actinopteri; Cypriniformes; Cyprinidae
Exons: 4
Coding region: 99-611 (170 amino acids)
Biological process (GO): box C/D snoRNP assembly
Molecular function (GO): box C/D methylation guide snoRNP complex binding
Source: RefSeq, a predicted model, not a curated record